Molecule: messenger RNA, 479 nt
Organism: Oppiella nova
Lineage: Eukaryota; Metazoa; Arthropoda; Arachnida; Sarcoptiformes; Oppiidae
Source: the annotation of a GenBank genome assembly
AUGGCUUUUAAGAAUCAGAAAGCCCUGACCGGGGUUAAAAUCGGGUUAGAAGUGCUGUAUAUAUUGUCUAUUAUCGGGUGUGUGUUUAUCAUCGUGGUCUUAAGCUUAGGAUUAACGCAAAAGGAGCAAAAAGUUGACAAUCAUACUUUGACUGUAGGACUGAUAGCCGGAGUGUUUGGUCUGUUAAUAUCGGUCGUGGGUCUGGUGGGUAUCAUCAAAGAGAUCAAAUGGAUUGUAACAACUCUACUGGUGCUGCAAAUCAUAGGAUUUACCAUGAACCUCACCACUGGUGAGGUACGCUCUGGCCUGUACGGUAUUGUUACUUCCAUACUGACCGGGGUAUUCCUAUGCCUUAUCAUAGAGAAGCAAAAUGAGGGACUGGAGGUCCCGAACACUAAUAAGGUGUAAACGUAUGAAAUAGUCGUGUAUUUAAUAAAUCAAUGAAUUUGAUUACAAAUUCAUUUAAGUGCUAAUAUUUU